Molecule: messenger RNA, 750 nt
Organism: Lachancea thermotolerans CBS 6340
Lineage: Eukaryota; Fungi; Ascomycota; Saccharomycetes; Saccharomycetales; Saccharomycetaceae
Gene: PRX1
Product: thioredoxin peroxidase PRX1
Exons: 1
Coding region: 1-750 (249 amino acids)
Biological process (GO): cellular oxidant detoxification; cellular response to oxidative stress; cell redox homeostasis
Cellular component (GO): mitochondrion; cytosol
Molecular function (GO): thioredoxin peroxidase activity
Source: RefSeq, a predicted model, not a curated record
AUGUUUGUACGCCCCCUUUUCACCGCUAGAAAGCCUCUUUCCCAGCAGCAGCCCAUGCUGAAGAGCGCAGUCAGAAUGAUCAGAACAUUCAAGCAGGAGGAGCAGCCCAGGCUAAGAAUCAACUCCCUGGCGCCCAACUUCACCGCGCAGACCACGCAGGGCAAACUGAACUUCCACGACUACCUCGGUGACUCGUGGGGCGUUCUGUUCUCGCACCCUGCAGACUUCACUCCCGUGUGCACAACGGAGCUCGGGGCGUUCGCGCAGCUGAAGCCCGAGUUCGAAAAGCGCAACGUCAAGCUGAUCGGUCUGUCCGCCGAGGAGGUCGACAAGCACCAGAAGUGGAUCAAGGACAUCGAGGAGAUCAGCUCGCUCGACAAGUUCGCGUUCCCCAUCGUCGGCGACGCCGACCGAGAGGUCGCCUUCCUGUACGACAUGGUCGACGAGGAGGGCUUCAAGAACCUGAGCAAGGGCGUCGUCGCCACCAUCCGCUCCGUCUACGUGAUCGACCCGGCCAAGAAGGUCCGCCUGAUCAUCACCUACCCGGCCUCCGUGGGCAGAAACUCCUCCGAGGUCCUGCGAGUCAUCGACGCCCUGCAGAAGGGCGACGCCAAGGGCGUGGUUACGCCCAUCAACUGGCAGCCGGGCGAGGACGUCAUCAUCCCACCCACGGUCUCAGACGCGGACGCCAAGAAGAAGUUCGGCGACUUCACCACGGUCAAGCCCUACCUGCGCUACACCAAGGCCUAA